Molecule: messenger RNA, 1626 nt
Organism: Colletotrichum truncatum
Lineage: Eukaryota; Fungi; Ascomycota; Sordariomycetes; Glomerellales; Glomerellaceae
Product: MFS sugar transporter
Biological process (GO): carbohydrate transport; transmembrane transport
Cellular component (GO): membrane
Molecular function (GO): carbohydrate:proton symporter activity
Source: RefSeq, a predicted model, not a curated record
AUGGUUGCGAUCAAACGUUUUCACGAGACCGCGGCGGCGGACCCCAUCCUGACUCGCAUUUCAGAAGAGGAUAAGGUUCCAUGGUACAAGAAGCCGAACCUGCGAUACCUAUAUCUCAUGCUCUUCCCGACCUGCAUGGGUAUCGAGCUAACGUCCGGUUUCGAUUCGCAAAUGAUCAACGCCCUUCAGAUCGUACCUUACUGGAACAAAUACUUCGGUUACCCCCAAGGAAGUCUGAAGGGCAUUAUUGCCGCCGCCUACUCUCUUGGUGCUGUCCUUUCACUGCCCUUCAUUCCCAUUGUGAACGAUAGGUUUGGUCGAAGAUGGUCCAUCUUCGGUGGUAGCUGUAUCAUGGUACUGGGGGCUCUCAUUCAGGGAUUCUCGCAGCAUGUCGGCAUGUACAUCGUUGCCCGUAUGAUCCUUGGUUUCGGUAUCCCGACCUGUAUCGUCUCCGGUUCUUCUCUGAUUGGUGAACUCGGUUACCCCAAGGAGCGUCCCGUCCUGACCUCUCUCUUCAACGUGGCCUACUUUGUCGGACAAAUCACUGCGGCCGCCAUAUGCUUCGGCACUAACAACAUUCAAAGUGAUUGGGCAUGGCGCAUUCCGUCUCUCCUCCAGAUUUGCCCUUCUCUUCUGCAGAUCGGCUUCGUUUUUUUCAUCCCCGAGAGCCCCAGAUGGCUCAUCACUCAAGACCGCAGCGAAGAGGCCAAUGAGAUUCUCAUCAAGUACCACGCCGAAGGCGACCGCGACUCCGAGUUCGUCAAGGCCGAGAUGGCGCAGAUGAAGACCGUUAUCACUCUCGAGAUGGAAGCCUCCAAGCAUUCGUGGAUGGACCUACUCAGCACCUCCGGAAUGCGCCGUCGCUGCCUCAUCACCGCCAUGCUCGGCCUCUUCACCCAGUGGUCCGGAAACACGCUCAUCUCGUACUACCUUGGUGACCUCCUCAAGAUGAUUGGCAUUGGGGACUCCGUCUUCAAGCAAAAGCUCAACGUUGGCCUCUCCUGCUGGUCCCUCGUCUGUGCUGUCAUCGUCGCUUUGCUCGUCCGCAAGAUCCGCCGACGCGUCAUGUACUUGGCCUGCACCAUCUCCCUUCUCGUCUGCUACAUCGCCUGGACCAUCUCCAUGGAGCGCGCUGUGCACGCCCUCGACAACGACUACAAGAACCAGAGCGCCUCCAUCGCCACUAUCUUCUUCAUAUUCAUGUACUCGCCCUGCUACAACAUUGGCUACAACGCCCUCACCUACACCUACCUCAUUGAGUUGUGGCCCUAUGCGCUGCGUUCCCGCGGUAUCUCCUUCUUCCAGCUCUUUGGUCGUCUGGCAAGUUUCUUCACCACUUUCGUCAACCCAAUCGGCAUCGAGAACUCCUCCUGGCGCUACCUCAUCAGCUACUGCUGUUGGCUCGCCUUCGAAGUCGUGUUUGUGUACUUCAUGUUCCCCGAGACCGCCGGCCGCACCCUCGAAGAGUUGGCUUUCAUGUUCGAGGACAAGGCUCUUGCCGACCAGGCAGCUGGUGCUGUCGAGAAGGUUAUCCACCACGAGGACACGGACCCCGUCGGCGAGCGCAAGACUGGAACGGGUCAGACCGAGGUCGUUGAGGACGUCACCACCAAGUCCAGGGUCUAG